AUGUCGAAGAGAAAAAACGAUUCUAUUGUUAUAGAAUUACGAAAGCAGAUAAAAUUGAUGCAAGAGCAAUUAGACGCAGUACAGCCGCUGGAAGAGCCGUCAGAACCAGAGGUAUCAGACACCGAGUCUGAUACAUCACAAAAAGAUGGACUAGAGACUGAUUUACUUGCUAAUUUUCAAGAUGAAGAAUCAGUCGAGGAAAAAGAAAACGAUGAUCAAAAUAAAAUUCGAGAUCAAAAAACUGAUCCAAUACCACCAUCGCUAAACGCAGAGCAAGCGAGCUGUAGUAAAACAUUAAGCGAAGAGGUUCUCAAGGUCCUGGGCGAAGAUCCACUAGCCUCAAAGGCAAUUGAUAUAAAACUACACUCGUCAUUAUCAGCAAGAUGGAAACAUUGGACAGCUAAUGGUGUACCAAAACAAGAAAUGGAAGAUUUAUUGUCCAAAUACGCAAGACAGGAGGGUUUAGAGGCACCUAAACUCAAUCUUGAGGUUAGCUCUAACCUGGGUGAAUCAGCGGUUAAACGGGAUAAAUUUAUCACCGAAAAUCAGAAAUCAGUUGGUUCAGCACUGUCUGCGGUAGGGUCAGCAUUAUCGAUGUUACUCGAAGAAGAUGAGAGCAUUGAUAAACUCGUUUUCGUAGAAAGACUGAGUGAUGCGACCAAAAUACUGUCAGAUUUGCAUUUCAGACUUUCUGAAUCGAGAAAAGCUUUUAUUCUCCCUGGCAUGACCAAGCAGAGUAAGAAUGUUCUAUCUACUACCAAGAUAGACGAGUUCUUAUUCGGAAAGAACUUAUCAGAUAAACUCAAGGAAGCCAGAGCCCUGGACAAAUUAACCCAAAGUAUGAGGUACCAGCAAUCCAAGGCAGGAAACCAAAACCCAUCAACAGCUUUUUUAAAAGGAGCAGAUUUAAGUAUCAUUAGAAAAACAGCAGGGUGGUCUAAUAGUUCAAAAAUGUUUGCAAAAGUUUAUAACAGACCACUCCUGAUAGAUAAUCAAGUUUUUGCUAAAGCUGUAAUACAUUAA
Molecule: messenger RNA, 1023 nt
Organism: Cotesia congregata
Lineage: Eukaryota; Metazoa; Arthropoda; Insecta; Hymenoptera; Braconidae
Source: the annotation of a GenBank genome assembly